This is a messenger RNA of Cylicocyclus nassatus, 978 nucleotides long. The record is from the annotation of a GenBank genome assembly. Lineage: Eukaryota; Metazoa; Nematoda; Chromadorea; Rhabditida; Strongylidae.
GAUUGCUCGUCCUUUCGUGCAACAUCAUUUGCUGGCCGCUCAAAUGGUUUACCACAUACAAACGUCGACUCCAUGUCGACCUGGAAUUCCUGGCGUAUCCGAUCUCGUUUUUCCUGUCACGCCGACUUACCGAUUGCCUCAUUCAAUUCUGAAGAAGCAGCAGUUCUCCGCCUGCAGCAAUGACAUGAUCUCCAGUCAAACUUCGGACGCUAACACCAUCACCAGUGGAAGCUGUUCAAACUCUGAUGCGGCCAGACUAAGGAUCGCUCAACGACUGCUGACCACCAUGGCAGUUGCGACAGGUGUAUCAUCGGUGAUGAGUCUGCAAUUCUUCUUGCAAGUUGACUGGAAUAUGAUGGUCUCGAAAUUCCUCGUUCUCAAGGAGUUCUACCAAAUAGCCAGUGAAGUCGGCGAAACGUUGGAUAUUGCCGUUGUUAUAUGCUCUGUAUCGGCUUUCUUCAUCACUUUGCUGCAGUUGUUCUUCGUGCUCAAACUACAGAAAAGCAGUAAUAGUCCAACCAUCGCACUUGAGUAUCUUGAAAGGACCAGCUUUAUGAGACUGAUUAUCUAUUCAUUUUGGUUCUUUUCGGUGAUUCUGAUAAUAGCAGCUGUAUUACUCUACUGUGCGUUGAAUCCUUCCCGCGGUACAAUUUCCAAAGGAGUCGGUCUCUCGCUCGGCAUUUCAGCGAUGUUAUUCUGUAUUGUGGUAACAUUAAGAACAGUAUUGUUCUGGACGCAAUCACCAAUGUCAACGCCCAGCAUCGACAACUACAAGAACUUCUCCACUUUAGUAUAGCGAUCUAGAGUUUUUAUAAUGAUUUUUACAAUAUUAUGUAUGUUUUAAUUUGUGCCUUGUUCAUAUUGCCAUGAUCUCGCUCAUUCGUUCUGAUAUUCCAAUAGAUGACACGCUAAGGUAUGCGUAACCCCUCAUCCUUCUUCUUCACUAGCCGCAAGUCAUUUUCAUCCCUUGGACUGAUC